Molecule: messenger RNA, 8535 nt
Organism: Pipra filicauda (Wire-tailed manakin)
Lineage: Eukaryota; Metazoa; Chordata; Aves; Passeriformes; Pipridae
Gene: ATF7IP
Product: activating transcription factor 7 interacting protein
Exons: 16
Coding region: 453-3992 (1179 amino acids)
Biological process (GO): regulation of DNA-templated transcription
Cellular component (GO): transcription regulator complex; nucleus
Molecular function (GO): protein binding; transcription coregulator activity
Source: RefSeq, a predicted model, not a curated record
GCAGCUAGGUGAAAUAGGACAGGAUGGCGACGUAAUUUUUUUCUUAGAUAACUGUACAUCCUUCUUUCACUUUCAGCCAACACUAACUGUAGCCCUUUUGAAAGGGAGGAAAACUCAAAUCACCUGUAGUGUGCUGGAAGAAAUAUUAUCUGCACAUAUAAUAAUCAUGGCCUCUGCUUUCUUUAUUACGUUUAAAAGCAAAGGCAUAGUUGUAAAUGGAGAUCAUUAGGCUGGUGGUUUGUCUUCCGUUCAGUUAGAUCAGUUGACUUGUAUUAGUGGUAGAAAAACAAAUUAUUGGCAUGUUAUUUCAGCACAUGUUCUGUAAGAAUAGGUCACAAACAGUAUUUUUUUUCUUUGAAAAUAAUUUUUAAAUUUCUGAAAACUUAUAUCAACGGUGUGGAGGAAUUCAACUGAAAACUGCUUUUUAUGAACCAUAACUUAAAAGGGUCAAGAUGGAUAGCACAGAUGAACCUCAGAAAAAAGUCUUUAAAGCACGAAAAACAAUGAGAGUAAGUGAUCGACAACAACUUGAAGCUGUCUAUAAGGUUAAAGAGGAGCUGUUGAAGACAACUGAAGUGAAACUGUUAAAUGGAAAACAUGAGAAUGGAGAUUCUGAUUUAAAUUCCCCUUUAAGCAAUUCAGACUGUAUGGAGGACAAGAAGGAAGUUAAUGGCAUAGUUGACUUGUGUGUUAACUCUGAAGAAGAAAGAACAGCUUCUGAUGAAAUUAGUGAGGCCAAAAGCCCUGAAAGUAGGACAGGAAACAUAGUCAGUGACAUAGAAUCCAAACCUCUAACGCUGUCUCCAGAAAAUACUACUCCUGAGCAAGAUAAAGAUACUGUUACUGCAGUAGCUUGUGAGGCAGAAAAUGGAGUGCUUGGUAGCAAUAAAGACAAUUUCCAUGAACAAAAUAAUACAAAAGAUCAUUUGGACCAAAGAAAGAGUGACGUCCCAUUGGAAGCUGAAAGUAAAUCAGUCGAUGAUAUUACUGACUCUUCUGAAGAAAAGGGAGAAACAAAUAAUAUAACUGUUAAUUCCAGUUCACCUAGUGGGGAAAAGAGGACUGAAGUAGUUACUGUUGAAGAGGCUGUUGGAGAAGCAGCCAUCUCUAGCAGUAUGGAAGCUGACCAGGAAAAACAAGAGGGCAGUGCAGGUCUUUCAGAAACCGCUGUUCCGAAGACAUUAGAUGAGCCAAGUCAAAGUAUCUUGGACAAUACUGACUCUAUGGAAACAGAUGAAAUUAUUCCAAUUUUGGAAAAACUAGCCCCUGUUGAAGAUGAUCUGAGCUGUUUUUCUAAAAGUUCUCUGCUUCCAGUGGAUGACACAGCCCCAGAUUUAGAAGAGAAAAUAGACAACUGUUUGGGUUCACCAUCCAAGCAGGAAAGCAAUGAAAGUCUGCCAAAAGAGGCUUUCUUAGUAUUGUCUGAUGAAGAGGAUCCCUGUGAUGAGAAAGAGGAACGGGUUGAAGGGCUAGUAUCAAACAAGUCAAGUCUUCCAGAAGAAGUGAAGGAGGAGAGAAGAAAUGAGAGUGAGGAGAAUAAAGAAGGAGAAGAGGCCCACAAAGAAGAGAAACAAACAGAGAAAAGUGAAGCAUUAAAGAGAAAGCGUUGCAAAUCUGAGGACAUGGAUGAUGUUCAUUUUAAACAUCGUCGGUACAUGGAAGAAGAUUAUGAGGCAGAACUCCAAGUAAAAAUUACAGCCAGAAAGGAUGUUGACCAAAAAUUACAAAAGGUUAUCCAGAAACUGUUAGAAGAAAAACUUAGCACUUUACAGUGUGUGAUAUUUGACAAGACUCUGGCAGACUUGAAAACCCGAAUAGAGAAAGCUGAAUGUACCAAGAGGCAUAAAACUGCAUUUACUGAACUGCAGGCUAAAAUUGCUAGAUUGACAAAGCGGUUUGGAGCAGCCAAGGAGGACUGGAAGAAGAGACAGGAAAAUUCAGCAAAUGCACCUGCAUCUCCAGGGAAAGCAGCAACUGACACUGCAAAUACAAACAAUGCCACGUAUCGAAAUGCUGGCACAGUGAGGCAGAUGCUUGAGUCAAAGAGGAACGUAGGAGAGAGCACACCAGCAACUUUUCAAGCACCUGUGAGUGCAGUGCCAGCUUCCAGUCUUGCUCCUUAUCCAGCAGUUGUCAGUGGACAUCCUAAACUUCAAACUCCAGUGACCUCUACCAGCUCUUUGACGACAGCAGUUCUUCCCACAGCUAACACAGCUACGGUUGUAGGCACUAACCAGGUGCCCGCUGGAAGCACUCAAUCAGUGGCUGUCUCAUUGCAGUCUUUGCCCGUAAUCUUGCAUGUCCCUGUUGCAGUGUCAUCCCAGCCUCCACUUCUGCAAGGCCACACAGGGACUUUGGUCUCUAACCAGCAGUCAGGCAAUGUUGAAUUUAUAUCUGUACAAAACUCAUCUACAGUUGGUAGCCUUACCAAAACUACAGUGUCUUUGGCAUCAACUAACACAACUAAACCAAAUAGCAUUCCACCUGUGCCCAGUCCUGGUAUUCAAAGGAACUCUACAGCCAGUGCUGGGUCAAUAGGCACAACGUUGGCAGUACAGGCUGUUUCUACUGCACAUCCUGUUGCCCAGACCACAAGGACUUCUUUGCCCACAGUGGGUACUUCAGGACUUUAUACUGCUACCAGCAGUCGAGCGCCCCUACAGAUGAAGAUUCCUGUCUCUGCAUUUAAUAAUACAGCACCUACUGAACCACCCACCGUUGUAGCACCCAAGAUUGACAGCCAGACAAGCAGGCCACCAACAGAUACUUCGGCAAACAAGCGAACUGCUGAGGGAACAACACAGCAGUUGAAACAGGAAGAGACUUCAUCAGAAAAUAAAGAAGCAGUAGAAGCAGCACAGACGAAUUUUAACUUCCCUGAGGAUGUCCUCUUUGGCUUGGAGGAAGAGGAAGAGGAUGCUAAGAGCAUCAAAAACACCCACAAGCAGACUGGCUGGGCAGCUAACCUAUUAAAACAGUGGCUGGCCAAAAAUGGCAAGGAUCCUAGCUUUGAAUUGGUCCCAAGCGGGAAGGUCACAGGAAGUGAAUCAGGAGGUGUCAUUGAUCUUACACUGGAUGAAGAGGAUGAUAACUCUUCUCCAGCAGAUGGCAAGAAGCAGAAGCAGAACCAGACACCAGUUACAGGACUGAGCGUACCCACGCAGCCCUUGGCUCGACCCUUGCAGCCCAAUUUGCCGCCUUUGCAACCAAACCCUGUGCAGCAGACAGGUGUGCCGACCAGUGGGCCUUCCCAGACCGCUAUACAUGUAUUACCUACAGCUCCGACAACAGUGAAUGUAACUCAUCGGCCAGUGACUCAAACUGCUCCAAAGCUUCCUAUACCAAGAACCCCUGCUAACCAUCAGGUGGUCUAUACCACUAUUCCUGCACCACCAGCUCAGAAUCCCGUAAGAGGAGCUGUCAUGACAAAUCCAGGUUUAAGGCCAGUCAACCCGCAGGCUGGAGGUAUGGCAGUGCGAAUGCCUCAGACAACCUAUGUCGUGAACAACGGGCUGACUCUCGGGUCUGGAGCACCUCAGCUGACAGUGCAUCAUCGACCGCCGCAAGCGCAUGCUGAGCCACCACGCCCUGUACAUCCUGCCCCACUUCCAGAGGCACCACAGCCACCACGUCUGCCCCCUGAAGCUGCCAGCACUUCUCCGCCUCAAAAGCCACAGCUGAAGCUGGCACGGGUACAGAGCCAGAAUGGAAUUGUGCUGUCAUGGAGUGUCAUGGAGGUGGACCGGAGCUGUGCCAAUGUGGACAGUUACCAUCUCUACGCCUACCACGAGGACCCAAGUGCCACUAUGCCCUCCCAGUGGAAGAAGAUCGGGGAAGUGAAGGCCCUCCCUCUCCCUAUGGCAUGCACUCUUACACAGUUCGUGUCUGGCAGCAAAUACUACUUUGCAGUCCGGGCUAAGGACAUCUAUGGACGCUUUGGACCGUUCUGUGACCCCCAGUCCACAGAUGUGAUCUCUUCUCAGAGCAGUUAAACGGAGAUCUUUGGAGCCUUUAAACCUGCCCUGGUACCAAGAAUUACCCCAGUUUUGGGGGGAGUUGAUCCCAUGCAUGUAAUUCACUUUUAAAUCCACUCUCUGCAGAAUUAUUUUAGACAGUUGUGUGAUACACUACAUGCAUUCAGAACCAAAAGAAAAAUAAAGUGUCACCUGCAGCAAGAGAUCCUGUUUUUUCUGAAUAGUUCAUGUCAUGGGCCAUUUGAAACUUUCAUUUUCGCUUCCAUGACAGCUGUUCCAUAUAGAUACCUACGUACCCUUUAUCCAAGGGCAUCCUGAAUGCCUGGGAUUCUGCUUCUGAGUGGGAACAAAAUAGUAAAUUACAGUUUGUCUGAAGCAAAACACACACAUUUGUACUGGAAGAUUGAGUGGUCUGGUCUUACUUUACAAACUGGAAUGAACUCUCUGAGAGGAGGGAAGGGAACUUCUAGUCUGACCAGGAACCCAUAUGUAUGUAAAUUUGGAGGUGGUGGGGGGAAAAAAAAAAUCACCCCACAACCUCCUACCUCUUAUAAAUAAGAACGCUCCUCUACUUUCACCAUCCUCCCCCACUUGCCCUGGGAGCAUUCCCAGGUCAUAUCUGACAGUGAAUUGUAGAGCUGCAUUCACACCUCUCUAGUUCAGACAGUUUCUCUGCCCCUCCCCUCAUACAUCUAGCCCUAUUUUUUAGAUUUAUUUUGUGCCUUAAAGAAUAAUUUCAAAAAUAAAAUGUAGCCAGAUACCUUGUGGUGUUCUUUUAUUUGCUUGGAGUUAUUUUUCCCUUUAUCCUUCUAGUCUUUCACUAGUGCUCUUCAUUUUCCAGGCCUGCAGUAAUUAUUAUUUCUGUUAAGACCAGGAAGUGUAACAUCUGCUGAUGCUGAACUCGUUUUUAUCUGCAUUCUAUCUGAGUAUCACUCAACCCUUUCCUCACUGUAAUUCUUGAGCAGUUGUUUUUGUCCUGUCAAGAAUAUUACAGUAUACAGACAGUAUUUUCCACCCGAGCCUUUCCCUGUUCUUUUGGGAAAGCUGUAUGCUGCAAUUCAGCCAAAGAAGAAACCUCUGUGGUGUGGCACUAUGAAAGCUUCUGCCUGUUGGCACUCAGUUUGGAUGUUCAGUGAGUACGGAAAGAGAAGUUGGCUUCCCAGUUGUCUUCUCUCUCUCAGCACCUGCCUGCCUCUGCAGAAAGCCAACACAGCCAAAGGAGUUUAGAAACUAUUUUAGACACUGGCCUAAACCUUGUGAGUAAUUGCAAAUGUUAGUAGAUGCUUUCAUGAUGCUUCUGAGCUGAGAAAAGAAAAUUGGUGCAUCUGCCCCGCUGUCGUUGACAUGUUAAACUUGCUGUUUGCAGAGCCAAGUUGUAACUCACCUGGACAAGAAAGUGUAUGUAAGGUUUUGAUUUUGGCAAUUUUCAGUUGCAUUCCUGCCCAACAAAACCAAACAGUGGGUUUAGAGGGGAAAGAUUCUUUUUUUUUAAUCCAUCGUAUAGCAAAGGUGCAGAAUAUAAUAUUUUUUCAUUUUGAUGCCCUUUUUCUUGCCACCAACAUUUUGAAGUGUAAAGCAACGUUGAAAAAGUGUCAGAAAAAUUAAAUCCCAAAACAGGACUGGUGAAAUAUACUAUGAGAUUAUGGGUUCUUUAGUUAUGUUCCUUUUGAGAACUUUUAACACUGAAAGAAAUGUCAUUGUAUACUUUCGUCUGGUUUACUGCUUUCCAUGUAGCUGGGAUUGUCACUUUGUCAAGUAAGCAACAGCUAUUCUCGGUAUGGAAACUUGCAUUUAAAGUAUAGCAGUUCUGUUGAUUUGGGCAACCAAAAAUUCUGCUAAAUCCAAGUAUCAUCAGAGAAGGUUCACACCAGCUCUCAUGUAGGAACAAUUUUAUCUGAACUACAGCUCUCCCUGUAUUUCUGGUGCCAAUAAUCAAAAAUGCCUUGAAUUUUUCUAUGUUUAAUUAAUUUUUUGUCUGCCUAUUUCAAGGAAUAAUUACUUAAUAAUGCAUUUAGUCUAUUUAGUCUAAAGUGGGGUUCUUAUAAAGCCAGUUCUGUAGUAGAGGGUUAGAGCAGUUCUUUCCAGUUGAUGGCUGUCAAGUCCUGCUUGGGCAAUUUUUUUUUUAAUGUGUCUUUUGAGGUUGUACCAAAGAGCCCUUGGCCAUAUCAGUACAAUGAAGUUUUACAGUUUUAAAAUUAGACUACAGCCUGGAAUUUAUGCACUUAUUUGUGAUUCCAGCCCAAACAAUAAAUGAGCUUUUCUAUAGUUUGUGCUUGCAUUUAGAUCUUGGUUUUAGGUUUGUCUUGUUUGGGAAAGGCAGGGGGUGCGGGCCCUGCGUUAGAAUUUUUUCUUUCCUUCAGUGAGGUAUUAUUAGGGAUGGUCUGGCAUUCUGUUUGGAGGUUUUCCAGGUUGCAUCCUUAGAGAAAGAAGACUCACCUUUAUUUACUCCAGAUGUAGUUCUUCACUGAACUGAUUGUGAAAACUGGCUUCUGGCUUAACAGACCCCUUAUGCUACCAAACACGGGUAUUGCUUAGUUCCUUACCUCAUGGCACUUACCCCAUGUGGUGGAGUGGCUGGUUAUUUUAUUAUCCUUUACCUCCUAGAAAGAAUGAAGCUACUGAGAAACUAAAUUUCUGCUAGCAACAAACAAUCAGAAGUAAUUUGUUUCAUUUAUUAGAAUUUAUUUGGAAGUAUUACCAGAAUAUUCAGGAACACUCAUUACAGGUCUGUUACUACUGUGUCUCUAGACUGGUCUCUUCAUUAGCAUCAAUUGCUUGAGCCUUCCAGUAAUCCACUUUUAAAUAUGCUAAAAAACUGUAUAUGGCUUUUAAGUGGAAGAGUUGGUUUUAGUUUCUUCUCUGCACUUGAUGCAAGGUUUUCCAUCUGACUUUCAGUAGCCUGGUAUAAAGUUGUUCCUGAUUGUGUGUUUUGCUGCUGCCUCUGGGUACACAACAUUUCCGCAGUACUGCCCUGGAUUUAGUUUCCCAUGUUUUAGCAAACACAGCACUGAUUCUGCAGCUGUGUUUUCCACCAUUAUUUACUUUCUGGUGUGUUUUAGGUUUUGGUUGUGUGUCACAACAGCCUCUCAUUGUCCAGGCUGAAUGUAAUUUGAGUUAGUACAUCUACUUGUAGAGGAGCCCUGCUGUGCAGUGCUGAUGGCAAAAUGCCAUUCCUGUCCACUGCAUUUCUCCUAGUUGCAGCUCCACUGGCCUCUUUUAUUUUGCUCUAUGUCUAAAAAAGCUUUGUUGCAUACAAAAAACUAAAGCCGUGGAGGGGGCAGACUGCAAGUGUAGCAUCUGUACUGCGCCUGCAGUGGCAGCUUCAGAAAGCACAAGGGUGCAGAGGCAGGUUCCCCUCAGCCUGUAAUUAUUUCUGCCUGUAAUUAUUUCCAUGCUCUGAGCAGCUUCCCUAGGAGUAGCAGUUGGGCUUAGACUUUGCUCCUUUGAAUUAUUUGUACUACCUUUGGCCAUGUUAGAUCACUGAGCACAAGCACUGAGACACUCACCCAUUCCCAAGUUUUUUAGCACUAGACUGGAAACACCCAUGGUGUUUUCCCUGUAAAAUUAAGGGGUCUUACCCUGCUUCCUUGGAAAACGAAGGCAAAACCCCUUGUGCCUUCACUGGGAGCAUGAUUGGACCAAGUAGUAGAAUCCGAACACCAUUUUGUACUGUAACAAAAACAGUCACUUCAGCCCACCCUUCAUGCUGUUUGUCUUAAAUGUCCAAUAAAUUAAAAUCUGUAUUGUAUGUAGGAAUGAGUCAUGUUUGUUGCUGCUCCCUAAACAGCCAUUCCCCAGGAUGAGUAUUGCAUACACUGUAAAAAAUCAAGCUGUGAUUCUGCCUUCUUAUAAACUCUUUUGAGUAUUUUCCUUUAGUCAAAAAUAUCUAUGCAGAUAUUUUAAAUAGAAGCUUGAUAUAUUAAAUAUAUAUUUUUUUAGUUUUGCUGAUUUGGGUUGGGCUGGGCAUUGUAUGAAAACACUGGAGGGAGAGGAGUUCAAAUGACACUGAGCCAGCCCUGCUACCCAACUCUGUAUUCCCUUAAAAACAUCUUCUGAGGGGAGAAGGAAAAUAAUAAGGAUAGCUAGGAGAAAGCAAAUGAAUGAUUUUUCCUUUUCAUUCCUUUUAAGUUAAAAAUGCAUCUUUAUUUCUUAUCAUCAUUAUGCAGGCUGAGUAUUCUUUUCUUCUCUUUUAUAUACAUAUACACAUGCAUAUAUAUAUACAUAUAUAUAUAUUUGAAGUGCUGUCUUAAUGAAUUGUAGUUGUAAAUAAGAUAACUGGGUAGUAGCUGUUUGGGGAGUCCUCUUCAGCUUUAGUAAUUUAUUGACUAUUGGGAGUCAAACAUGCAAAAUCCUUUUUUGGGAAACUCCACAUCUGAUUUCUUGUUCUGUUUUGCAGCUGGACUUGUAAAUACAAAAAACCUAAUUUAAUGUCCAAUUUAAACUGGGCAGUUGCCAGCUCUCCCCAUAUUGUAGAUUAGUGUGUGUCUGUAUUAAUUGUAGUGGAGUUUUGUCUGACAAGCCUGAAAUUUAUACUUUGAAAUAAACUUUUGGGUUUUUAACA